Molecule: messenger RNA, 717 nt
Organism: Aegilops tauschii subsp. strangulata
Lineage: Eukaryota; Viridiplantae; Streptophyta; Magnoliopsida; Poales; Poaceae
Product: histone H2A.1
Cellular component (GO): nucleosome
Molecular function (GO): structural constituent of chromatin; protein heterodimerization activity; DNA binding
Source: RefSeq, a predicted model, not a curated record
CGCUCUCGCCGCCGUCCAAACCCACAAACUCAGAGCAUCUCGAUCCAGCGCAACCGCCGCCGACACAACACCUCGUGAGUCCUCGUCGCCGGAGAAGCAGCAAGCAAGAUGGCCGGAAGGAAGGGUGGCGACAGGAAGAAGGCCGUGACCCGGUCCGUGAAGGCCGGGCUCCAGUUCCCCGUCGGCCGCAUCGGGCGCUACCUCAAGAAGGGCCGUUACGCGCAGCGCGUCGGCUCCGGCGCCCCCGUCUACCUCGCCGCCGUCCUCGAGUACCUCGCCGCCGAGGUCCUGGAGCUCGCCGGCAACGCGGCCAAGGACAACAAGAAGACCCGCAUCAUCCCGCGCCACCUGCUGCUCGCCGUCCGCAAUGACCAGGAGCUCGGCAGGCUGCUCGCCGGCGUCACCAUCGCCCACGGCGGCGUCAUCCCCAACAUCAACUCCGUGCUGCUCCCCAAGAAGUCCCCCGCCGCGGCCGAGAAGGAGGCCAAGUCGCCCAAGAAGAAGACGGCCACCAAGUCCCCCAAGAAGAAGGUCGCCGCCAAGGAGUAGCCGCCACCAUAGCCUAGCCUGCGCCGAGGAACCGUGUCGUGUUGCUUAGUUAGUUGGAUCUUGUAUGUAGUGUGGUGGCCCUUUCAUCAGAUCUCGAUGAGCAAGGCCGGCAUUGUGUAUCUGUGAUUUCUGUGGGAAUGGCCAAAGAUGCAAUCCUUUCAAUCUUAA